This is a messenger RNA of Mya arenaria, 969 nucleotides long. RefSeq lists its product as uncharacterized. The transcript has 4 exons. Gene Ontology annotation, molecular function: zinc ion binding. The coding region runs from base 1 to 969 and encodes 322 amino acids. Lineage: Eukaryota; Metazoa; Mollusca; Bivalvia; Myida; Myidae. The record is from RefSeq and is a predicted model, not a curated record.
AUGGUGGUUACCACGACUGGAUACAUUGUCAGUGUACUGGGGCCGUACGUGGGUAAAAACAACGACGCCAGUAUACUCAACCACAUCGUUAAUGAGAAUGUCGAAGAAUUUCGACAUUGGAUACAAGAAGACGAUAUUGCUGUUGUAGACAGGGGAUUUAGGGACGCAGUUCAACUUUUGAAGGACCUCGGUGUCAAGACAGAAAUGCCCUCGUUCCUUGGACCCAAAGAAAAACAAUUCAAGACAAACAGCGCUAAUCACAGUCGAUUGGUCACAAAGAUUAGAUGGGUAGUAGAAUCGGCAAACGGACGGUUGAAAAACUGGAAAUAUCUUGAAAUAUCUCGCGUGAUACCCAAUUCUCAGAUCCCGUAUGCCGGAGAUUACACACGCAUAGUUGCGGCGAUCUGCAACAAGUACAGAUCCCCACUGAUAGCAGGUAAUGAUGAAGAUGACCUAUUGACAGCCGCGCGUCUGAUAUCAAUGAGCCGCCGUGAGAACCUCUUGCAAGCAAGGGUCGAAGAAGAAGGACUUGACCAUCUGACUAAGUCCUCCGGUUGGGCACUAUUGUCUGAACCUGGUGUGGUGCCGGACUUUUCAAAGCUGGACGAGUCCGACCUUAGGACUUUGACUGUUGGUGUUUACCAACUUAAGCUUGCGCCAUCCUACGUACAAGAGCACCUUGAUGAACAUGGCAACUUCGAUAUCUUUGUCCGCGAGCAAUCGCCUGGCCUUCUUUGUAUUAAAAUACAGAGCAGGCAUAUGUCAGCUAUCAGAUACAAAUGCUGGGUUGGGUAUAACGAGGGCGCCAUUAAUGGGUGGUACUGUAAAUGUAAGUCGGGGGCCAGGGUUGUUGGCAUGUGCGCCCACAUAACAGCGGUUGUAUGGCACUUGUCAUACCAGCGUCACGAUGUCAUGGCACGCGGUGUCAGGAACUGGACCGAUGCUCUAAUUGACACAGCUGAGCCUUAA